UGUACUGUUCAGUGAUUAUUAGAAAUAGGUUUACAAGAUAAAUUAUUUUUAAGCAAGUACAAGCUUACUUAUUUACUAUUGUUUUAUUAGAGAUUCAACAAAUUAUUCCAUUGUUGAACCGUGAUUUUCCACAAGAGUAAUCAUUUGGAUUUUGAAGAAAAGGAAAAAAAUGAAUAAAGUGAAGAAGCUGUACAAACCAAAUUUAGAAGAACUUCAGUAUGCAUUAACAAACGGCCUGAAAAGCAAUUUUGCCGAAGUGUCUGUUGACGUUGUCGACUGUCCCGACCUCACUAAAGAACCUUUUGGUCUGAAGUCAAAAGGACUAGGAGGAUCGACAGCAGUAGUAGAUGUUGGAGGGCCACCUUAUCUUUUGCCCAAUGUCUUCCGUGACAAAUUAUACGAUUUUCGUGAUGUCGCUAAAACUGUCAACCUCAAUCCUUGCUUCAUUGUCGGAGCCGGAGCCGGACCCUGGCCUUACGCUAACACCAACUGUGAAAUGAUAGCGAAUGUAGUUGUUCAAGAUGGAAAGGUUGACAGUGGUACUGUUAUUUCUAAAAUAUCCAAAGAUACCGGGAAAAUGGAAGUGGAGUUCAUUUCAAAAGAUGAAAGCAGGUUUGCUCUACUGGCAAACUUUUUUGUGUCAGAAGGAAAAGAAUCUAAGGUAUUGAAAGUAAAUUGUAAAAAGAGGAAAGGAAAUCUGGAUUUUGUCACAGCCAUGAGGACUUCGCUUGCUAAUCAUUUCUAUGAUAAAUACAUUGGCAUGGGUGGACUUUUUGUUGUAAAGAAAGGAAAAGUGAGACAACAUGUUAUGCAAGACUUCUCUGAAAAGCCGCUCAACACUGAAAAAGAUCUCAACGAAUGGCUCAGGUUUUUUGAAAUGUCUGCUCCUUUGAUUGCACUUGGUGCAUUCCUAUCGCAGGACGUGCCAGAUUUCGACCUGAGAGUGCAACAUUUUCACAGCUUCAGCCAUCACAACGAAGCAGGGCAUUAUCACUACGACACUACCCCGGACGACAUCGAGUAUGAAGCUUAUUUGAAUGUAGCCGACACUCUACAUAGGAUCGAUCAACCUCUUGUGACCCACAAGUUUGGAAGGGACUGAUUUUCCAAAAAAGAAAGUCCCUAUUUUCAAGAAGUAAAUUUUGUUAGUAAAUUUAAUAUAAGUUUAAUUCAAACAGAA
Messenger RNA from Cimex lectularius (bed bug), 1180 nucleotides. RefSeq names its product ester hydrolase C11orf54 homolog. The record is from RefSeq and is a predicted model, not a curated record. NCBI's taxonomy places the organism in Eukaryota, Metazoa, Arthropoda, Insecta, Hemiptera, Cimicidae. Gene Ontology annotation, cellular component: nucleus. The transcript is spliced from 8 exons. Bases 170 to 1102 code for a protein of 310 amino acids. Gene Ontology annotation, molecular function: hydrolase activity, acting on ester bonds; zinc ion binding.